CUUUAGUUUCCCUUCCCACUAGACAACAUUUUAUCAAUUAGGCAGAUUCAAACAAGGCUAUUCGUGCACUACUAACAUACACGAACCAUGAAGAGAGGCAGAGACAUAGACAUGGCUAAUUGUUUGAUGUUACUGCCCAAAGUUGGUGAAAAUUGCACCAACCCAUCAAGGGAUAGAGUUUUAAAGGGUGGUGCCUUUCAGUGCAAGACUUGUAACAGGCAAUUCCUUUCAUUUCAAGCCCUUGGGGGCCACCGAGCCAGCCACAAGAAGCUAAAACUCAUGGCUUCAAACCUUUCGUGUUCGACUAUGAAACCAAAGGUGCACCAAUGCCCGAUUUGUGGGCUUGAGUUUGAAAUUGGACAAGCGUUGGGAGGGCAUAUGAGAAAGCAUAGAGCUGCAAUAAAUAAUGGGUUUACAAACCAUGAUCAUGCUGUGCCCAAAUCUAAUGCCACCAAAAGGUUUCGUUUGUGCUUGGACUUGAACUUGACACCUUAUGAAAAUGAUCAGAACCUCAACUUAAGGACACCUGCGUUAAAUUUCUUCAUUUGACUGAGAAAUCUUGUUAAGAGAUUUUAUUUUUUUUAACUAUUUUUUUGGUUCUCAUUUUGUCUUGUUUUUCGUUUAUUGACUUACUCU
Messenger RNA from Abrus precatorius (Indian licorice), 636 nucleotides. Its product is annotated as zinc finger protein ZAT12-like. Lineage: Eukaryota; Viridiplantae; Streptophyta; Magnoliopsida; Fabales; Fabaceae. The transcript has a single exon. The record is from RefSeq and is a predicted model, not a curated record. The coding region runs from base 88 to 549 and encodes 153 amino acids.